AUGUCCGGCGACGCGCACGCGCACGCGCACGCGCACGCGGACGGGAACGAUGACGUGGAAUUCGGUGCGUCGCACGCGCACGACGGGUUGAAACCGCAUCGACACGAGCGAUUGUACGGACCCGGAUCGUUCGCGAAGCGCCGGAAGGGGUCGACCGUGCGCGGGCAAACGUUCGCCGAUCGCGCGUACACGGUCGGGAUCGGUGGACCGGUGGGGACGGGGAAGACGGCGCUCGCGCUGGCGCUGUGUCGCGCGCUCCGGGACGCGUACGACGUCACGUGCGUGACGAAUGACAUCUUCACCAAGGAGGACGGAGAGUUCUUGAUCGCGAACGACGCGUUGGGCGACGCGAAUCGUAUACGAGCGGUGGAGACGGGAGGGUGCCCGCACGCGGCGAUCCGGGAAGAUAUAUCGAGUAAUCUGAACGCCGUCGAAGAGCUCACGGCGGCGUAUCCGAAUUGCGAUUUGUGUUUGAUGGAGAGCGGCGGCGAUAAUCUCGCGGCAAAUUACUCGCGAGAGCUCGCGGAUUACAUCGUCUACGUCAUUGAUGUGUGCGGCGGUGAUAAAAUUCCGCGAAAAGGUGGACCUGGGGUGACGCAGGCGGAUUUAUUAGUCGUCAACAAGUGCGAGCUCGCCGACGCCGUCGGCGCGUCCCUCGACGUCAUGGAGCGCGACGCCAAGAUCCAGCGCGAGGACGGUCCGGUGGUCAUGGCGCAGGUCAAGAAAGGCGUGGGCGUGCGAGAGAUCGCUCGGCACAUCCUCGCCGAUUGGUCCGAGCGCACCGGUCGCGCGGAGAAACCCUUUUAA
Ostreococcus tauri is the source of this 807-nucleotide messenger RNA. Its product is annotated as [NiFe]-hydrogenase/urease maturation factor,Ni2-binding GTPase. The record is from RefSeq and is a predicted model, not a curated record. The coding region runs from base 1 to 807 and encodes 268 amino acids. Lineage: Eukaryota; Viridiplantae; Chlorophyta; Mamiellophyceae; Mamiellales; Bathycoccaceae. Gene Ontology annotation, molecular function: nickel cation binding; GTPase activity. The transcript has a single exon.